Molecule: messenger RNA, 675 nt
Organism: Protobothrops mucrosquamatus (brown spotted pit viper)
Lineage: Eukaryota; Metazoa; Chordata; Lepidosauria; Squamata; Viperidae
Gene: NRTN
Product: neurturin
Exons: 2
Coding region: 1-675 (224 amino acids)
Molecular function (GO): receptor tyrosine kinase binding; growth factor activity; glial cell-derived neurotrophic factor receptor binding
Source: RefSeq, a predicted model, not a curated record
AUGAAGGUAUGGAAGUUUGCAGCCAUAGGCACCAUGGUUUUCGGCUCCAUGCUCUCCAUUUUGGUUUGUAGAGACGUGCUCAGCUGGCGCCUCAAAUCCGCUGCCUUCCCUUUGUCGCUGUUCUCCAGAACUGACGCAACUGACGCCUCCUCCUCCUCCUCGUUGGCCCAGGGGUCCAGAAGACUUCCGCGGGAGCUGGGACGCCACAGGUCGCUGAUCUCCCAGUACAGCACUUUGUUCGAGAGCUACACAGAAGGGGAAAUCCACCAGCUGAUCUCCACGUUGAUCGAGCGCUACAGCCAGUCCAUGAACUCGGGAGAACACGAGCUGCCUCUCUUGGCCAAAGCCGGCAACCGGAUGAAGCGCGCCAAGGCCCGCCACAAGCCCUGCUCCCUCAAGGAGCUGGAGGUGACCAUCAGCGAGCUAGGCCUGGGCUACAAUUCGGAUGAGACAGUCCUUUUCCGCUACUGCAGCGGGACCUGCGACUCGGCCGUGCGGAACUACGACCUCUCCCUGAAGCACGUGCGGAGCAUUAGGAAGAUCCGGAAGGAGAAGGUGCGAGCGCGUCCGUGCUGCAGGCCGUUGUCCUACGACGAUGACAUCUCGUUCUUGGACACGGGUAACCGAUACUACACCGUAAACGAGGUCUCGGCCAAGGAAUGUGGCUGCGUGUGA